AUGGCCGCCAAGAUAUCAGACGAAGAACUCCAGGAAAUCUACGCAUUUGCGUUGGAUUUGGGGAGGAGGGCUGGUAAGAUAUUGAUGGAGGGAGUAGAGAAAAGAUGCGAAGGUGAUGAAGGGGGGAAAGAGGAGGAAAAGAUGAAUGCCGUGGAUAUUGUUACGCAGACCGAUUUGGAUGUUGAAGCAUUUGUCAAGCAUGAGAUAUUAAGUCGAUACCCCUCCCAUAAGUAUAUACCACCAUCUUCUCCACCACUGCCCCAGCUCACAAACCUCAGGUUCAUCGGAGAAGAAAGCUAUUCCAGCGGCUCCUCCAAACAAUACCUCGUCACCUCCUCACCCACCUGGAUUGUCGAUCCUCUGGACGGCACCGUAAACUACACGCAUCUCUUCCCCAUGUUCUGCAUCUCCAUCGCCUUCUGCAUCGCCGGCAUCCCUACCAUCGGCGUCAUCUACGCUCCUGUUCUCGAUGUAUCCUAUUCGGCCUUAGCGGGCCACGGCGCGUGGGAAAAUGAUCACGUGGGUGCGAGCGAUGCCGUUGCGGCUAGUGGUGCUAGUUUUGACGCUGGGAGUUUGAAACGGAAGAGGAGAUUGCCGUAUGUGAAGGGGAAACCGCUGGGCAAAGAGGCGCCGAAGGGUUGUACGUUUAGUUGUGAGUGGGGGAAGGAUAGGAGGGAUGUGGAGGGGGGGAAUCUAAGGAAGAAGAUUGAAAGUUUUGUUAAUUUGGCGAGUGAGGUUGGGGGGAGGAGUGGGAAGGGAGGGAUGGUUCAUGGGGUGAGGAGUUUGGGGAGCGCAACGAUGGAUCUAGCCUACACUGCAACAGGGGCUUUCGAUAUUUGGUGGGAAGGUGGAUGUUGGGAAUGGGACGUAGCUGCAGGAAUCUGCAUCCUCCGCGAAGCCGGCGGUCUAAUAACCACCGCCAAUCCCCCCGCCAAUCCCGAAACCGAUCCGAUUGAAGAAGUGAGCUUGGGUAGUCGAUUGUAUUUAGCCAUCCGACCAGCAGGCGACACGCCCGAAGAAACAGGAAGACAGCAACAAGAGAGAGUCGUGCGAGAAGUAUGGAAGCGAGUUGAAACAUUGGAUUAUAAGAGACCGGGGGCAUGA
Molecule: messenger RNA, 1104 nt
Organism: Sclerotinia borealis F-4128
Lineage: Eukaryota; Fungi; Ascomycota; Leotiomycetes; Helotiales; Sclerotiniaceae
Source: the annotation of a GenBank genome assembly